GUCAGAAGAUGGGAUGAGUGAGUUCAUUGCUCUGUUUUCCUCCCUCACAUAACAGAAAAGAUGCAGCUUGAAGUGCCAGUGUAAAGCAAAAUCCUCUCUUUGGGCAUGUAAAAGCUAUGAAUAUAUGUGCUGGCUUCUUCUGUCCUAGAAAAACAAAAGAAACAAAAGGAUGCUUAGCUCUGCUAUGUUGCUGGGUGCCAGGUCUCUGCAUCCUCUCCUGAUGGCCCCGGGUUACUGAUCUUCUUUUGCCUGGGUGAAGAGCUGGGCGCCUGAAGUGGGACGGGCAAAGAGGGGAAACUCUGGCCCCGUCCCGUUCUCCACUUUUAAUGAGCGCUCCGAUCAUGCAGGAGUAAAAGUCCAGGUGGAACAGUUCAGCGCUUGCACACACGCCCGCUGGUCUGAAUUUGCUUUUUCAAUGAAAGAGUAAGGAUUCGGGAAAAAACUGCGCAGGGAAUUACUUUUUUCUAACGCCUGGAGGAUUAUUUUACCUUCUCAGGUUGGGAGGUUAUACAAGGACAUCUGGCUGACCUGCUGAACCAGCACACCACCCAUCAUGAUCAGAGCAUCACUCACUGCCAUCUGCCUCGCACUCCUCCUGUCCUGUGCUUGCUGGGCCAAACCUAACGGAUCAAAGAACAAGAAACCAAAGCAAGUUGUUCCUGAGAUAGAGUGCGAUGUCAGAGCAGGAAAGAUAAAUCUCCCAGAGUUCAUAGUCAAAUGUCCUGCACACUGUAAGGAGACAAAGCAGCAAGUCUACGGGACGGGCGUGUUCGCCUCCAUCUCCAGCAUCUGCAACGCAGCCAUUCACAGUGGCAUCAUCACCAACACAGGAGGAAAGGUGAUAGUGAGGAAGAUGGCUGGCCAAAACAUCUACAAAGGCAGCAAUUCAAACGGAGUGCGCUCUCUGUCUCUACCGAAGUGGAGAGAGUCAUUCGUUGUCUCAGUGGGGAAGCCCAAGAAAGGAGUGAUCUACCCCUCUACGCUGGACUAUGUCCCUUCGAGACCAACCUACGUGAAAACAAGUCAAAAGGAGGCCAAAUCCCCUGCGGUCACCACAGUGAUGCCUCCGACAACAGCACCUGAACCCACCACUAUUACAACACCUGAACCCACCACCACCACAAUGGCUCCCACCACCACCACCACUACACCUCCACCACCACCCACUACCACCAAGGCUCGAGCUGCUGUCCAUAAAGUCAGGGAUGCAGGCAGCAGUCACCCAUACCUUGCCUCUGUGGCAGCCGCAAGUUCAAGACAGUCACAGAAUGGUCAAGGAAAGAGUCUCGGCCAAGUAUUCAGAGGAAGUGCCUAUCCGAAUAGAUUCCCACAACGUGCCAGUGCAGGUCUGCGCAGACCAGAGGCAGGGUCGGUUAUCAGGAGACCACCAUCCUCUCCAGUUGGCCCAGCUUUUAACAGGGUUCAACCGGCCCCACCCGAGCGGAGUCCAACCAUGAGCCAGUCCAACCCCGCUUUUCCUAGAAGGGAUUGGGCCCCCCCUUCCUUUCCUCGUCCUGAUUGGUUCCCAGGAGCUCGACGACCAGCAGAUGUUAGUUAUGCAGCUCCAGACUCGGGAUACACGUGGACUGAGGCGGACACACCUGAGAUUUCAGCUCGGGAUCACAGGCCUGAUAUCUCAGAAUAUGAGCGCUGGUUUUAUAACUUUGGACAAUACAUGCCUCGCUCCACUGACUCAGAUGGCAUCCGUAAAGUGCCAUUGGACACAACCCAUACUAGAGUGGAGCCUGUCGAUGCCUGGAAGCCCGAAGCAAACCUUUAUGAAUCAGGCUUCAACGUGAGAGAGCAAGAACCUGUACCCAGAGCACCUGAGCCGGUGUCACAGGGAGACCCAAAUUGUAAGGUGGACAUGGUCUUCCUGAUGGAUGGGAGCUGGAGCAUUGGGAAGAGGCGCUUCAAGAUCCAGAAGGACUUCCUGUCUGAAGUGGCUCAGACCAUCAACGUGGGUGUGGCUGGACCCAUGAUGGGCAUCAUCCAAUACGGGGACGACCCUGUGACAGAGAUCAGUCUGAAGUCUUACUCCAACUCCAAAGAGGUGAAGUCAGCCGUAGAUAAGAUUGUGCAGAAGGGAGGCCUCUCCAAUGUUGGAAAGGCCCUCACCUACAUCAACAAAUUGUACUUCAGCGAUGCCAAUGGAAACCGAGGUGGAGCUCCCAACGUUGCUGUGGUGCUGGUGGACGGCUGGCCCACAGACAAGGUGGAGGAGGCGUCUCGGCUCGCUCGGGAGUCCGGAAUCAACAUAUUCUUCGUCACCAUCGAGGGCCCUGAUGAUAACGAGAAACAAAACCUGGUUGAGGCCAACUUUGUUGACAAGGCUGUGUGUCGGACCAACGGCUUCUUCUCCCUGCCUGUGACCAGCUGGUUUGCCCUGAGGAAGGCCGUGCAACCCCUGGUGAAAAGAGUGUGUGACACAGACCGCCUGGUGUGCAGCAAAACCUGCCUCAACGCCAACGACAUCGCCUUCGUCAUCGACGGCUCCAGCAGUGUGGGAACUGGCAACUUCCGCACAGUGCUGCAGUUUGUGGCCAACGUCACGCGGGAAUUUGAAAUCUCUGACACGGACACACGGGUCGGAGCUGUGCAGUACACCUACGAGCAGAGGCUGGAGUUCGCCUUCGGCCAGUACAACCACAAGACUGAGCUGCUGAAUGCCAUCAAACGCAUCAACUACUGGAGCGGCGGGACCAGCACUGGGGCAGCCAUUACCUAUGCUGCAGAGCAGCUUUUCAGCAAAUCUAAACCCAACAAACGCAAGAUCAUGAUUGUGAUUACAGAUGGGCGCUCCUAUGAUGACGUCAGGGCACCUGCACUGGCUGUCCAUCGCCAAGGUGUGAUCGCCUACUCCAUCGGCAUCGCCUGGGCAGCCCAGGAUGAGCUGGAGUACAUCGCCACAGACCCCGACAAAGAGCACUCCUUCUUCGUUGACGAGUUCGACAACCUCUACAAAUUUGUGCCCAAGAUUAUUAACAACAUCUGCCAGGAGUUCAACUCCCAGCCCAGAAACUGAGAACAGACGGGUGGAGGGGAGGUGUAUAGGGAGGGAGACAUCUUGAUCCUGGGCUGUCUUAACAGAACACUGAUUGUAAAUUUACUCACUCUGUUGCCCAGAUGGCGGCGCUGGAUUGGCUGCAGCGCCCCAUAUUUGAACAGGGAGGGAUUUUGAGUUUAGGUGAGGAUUGUGGGUUUGGACAAAACAAAUCUUAAAGUGAAUCCCAAAUAUACAGAUGGUGCUAACGGUAAAGGGUUUGCAUACACGGCGACAUCUCAUGUGUAUUGUGGAGCCAGUUGUUCUCUGUUGGUGCCAUAGAGAGAACAGAGUAUCCCUCCUCCCAUCUUUAAUAAUGGCUUUAAUAAGUCAACUUUUAUGAAGUGUUUUUAAGUUGUAACUAAGGGUUUUUAUUAAUGUUAAUAAAUAAUUUAUUAAUGCUUUAUAGAUAAGUUAUAAGCCAAUAAUCAGAGCAACAUUUGGGUUGCCAGAUUGUGAAAUAUCCACCUCAAUUGUGUAAAUCCUCUGGUAUUAAACAUUAUUUGGCUUUUUAGGCUGUUUUUUUACUUUAUCAUGCAAACCUCUCAAGCUCACCAUUAGAGCUCUGGCCAUCUGGAAAAGAGCUGCAGAACAUCUGGACCCACAUUCACUUUUUAACAACCUUUUUGUGUUUAUUAACUGCAGAUUUGAUGGAAUUAUUUUGUAACUACAAGCUUCAUCAACUACAAGCUUCAUCAUCAAUCAAGUGACAAACUAGAGGAGCCAAAGGGAUUUUUCACAACUUGGAAACCCAGAAGUUGUUCUUCAAUAAAGCAUCAGUAAAGUAUUUAUUAACAUCAAUAAAGCCCCUUAAGUACAACUUUUAUAACGUUUAUAAAGGCUGCCUUAUUAGGAAGUGGUACCAAAAUGAUUAACAAACAUAAAGCUACCUUACUGGGAUAUGGUGCUUGCAGAGAAAUGUAGAUUUAAAGCAUGCCUAGCACUUCCUCUUAUGGCUUAACAUACUUCAUAAACUUAAUAUGGUGCUUUUUAUACAAUUCUCUGUAAAGAGGAUAUACUUUCUUAGAAUUGGUGCAUUUUGAUCUUCUUAAUAGGAGAGAUUUGAUAGUAGGGACAUUGUUAAAGUUCCUCUCAAAGACUACGGUGCUGAUAUUGAGUGGUAGUUGAAAUGAGGCUUAUGUGCAACCAACAUGUGGACGUGAAAAGCAUGGAACAAAGGAGUGGAGGAAAGAGGAGUGACAGCAGAUUCAUCUCGUUCACUUGUUUUCUAAUAGUGUGGUUGCUUCUAACACUGCAGGCAUUUUCUGUUUUGUUGAAAGAGUAUUUAUAAUUUUCUCCCUAUUAUGUCCUGUUUGUACAUAUGCAUAUUAAAAGCCUUUCACUAUUAAUGUUCAGAUAAUUGAUCAAUAUUUUUUUUUUUUUUGCAAUUUUUAAUAAAAUAAAGAAAAUGAACG
Morone saxatilis (striped sea-bass) is the source of this 4458-nucleotide messenger RNA. RefSeq names its product vitrin (gene vit). The coding region runs from base 554 to 3025 and encodes 823 amino acids. NCBI's taxonomy places the organism in Eukaryota, Metazoa, Chordata, Actinopteri, Moronidae. The transcript has 23 exons. The record is from RefSeq and is a predicted model, not a curated record. Gene Ontology annotation, biological process: positive regulation of cell-substrate adhesion; extracellular matrix organization.